AUGGUGGUCUCGAUGAUCGGAAAUGCAUCCAUUCCACAAUCAGACGUAGAUCGUGCGAAUUUUGGAAGUCUUAUGAGCGCCUACCUCACAAACACCCCGGUGAUCACAAAUGCAACAGGACAAUAUGCUUAUCCGGAUCAAAUCAAUUCAGUGUCAUGGCUUACCUCUUCUGUACAAUCGUUGACUUUGAACGCUGCGAUCGGAGAUGCUCCAAGUGGACCGCCGCAACUCAUCACCGGUCUUGAUUUUGGUUCUCCUUCAUUCAACUUUACUCCAGAAGCCAUCACACUUUCUUCAAAUAAUACAGUUGCCGAUUAUCGUUUACCGUUUCACAUUAGCACAAACAUUCAACAGAUUUCUCAAAACGCAACCCUUUACGAUGUUGCUAGUGUUAUUCCACUUGCUACCUUUAACACCACUCAAUUUCCUACAAAAGAUGAUUUAAAUGGAAAAUUAACUAUGAAUAUUCCACCAACUCCGUUGAAUGUGUACCCGGGCUCAGAAAUCGAAUUUGGAUUCUUCGUUGCAAAAAUGUUGGUCUCAUCCGUUGUGGAUUUUAACGUUACUGGUUCGAGCAAUGUAUUAGCCAACACCAUUAUUGGAUCACUUCCCAUAUCAAACCUUCCGUUUACGUUGAAUGUAAGUUUACCAGGAUUCUCAAACUUCAGCACCUCCCCACCAAAAGUUAAUUCCGUAACAGUUGCCGAUGGCACCCCGGAUGCACUGAUAAUAAUAAUUGACGCAACCCUUGAAAAUCCUUCCAACACCUCUAUCUCGACCGGUGAAACAAGUUUCGAGGUCCAUUUUGGUGAUUCAGUAAUUGGACAUGCAACUGUGUUCUUAUCUCUUGCUCCUGGGUUAAACGAUUUGAAACUUAACUCCACCUUGGAUCCUGCAAACAAUCCGGACGCUAAAGUACUUUUGAAUAAUUUCUUGGGGGGGCAAACUUCCAACGUAACGCUUGAAGGCUAUGAGAAUUCUACAGAAGUUCCAUCAUUAAAGCUCGCAUUGUCCAAUUUAAAACUAGAAGCUUCGAUUCCACCUCAACCAGUUAAACUGAUAACCGACAGUACCUUGAAGGUUCUAGGUGCCUCCGACACCGGUGUAAAUGCUGCCGCGUCAGUUACAAUGUUCAAUCCUUUUGCGGCCACUUUAAAUAUUCUCAACAUUGAUGCAAAUAUCACCGUCGACGGAAACAUACUUGCGGGAAUUCUAGUUGACAGAACAGACAAUCCGAUAGUGCUCGUCGGAAACAAAACUACCGAAGUUCAGGACCUGCCGAUAAAUUUGAAUUUCGACAAAGUUGUUAUGUUUGGUCUUCUACGUAAACAAGCUCAAUUGGUUGGCUUGGACACUAGUGUUAUUGAUGCGUUAAUUACUAUCGGAAAAAUUCCUGUUCCUGGUGUGCCACCAACUACCACCAUCGACCCGGCAAAGAUCAAAAACUUUGAUAUUAAAUCAUACGUGCAGACCGCCCUUGCAAAAAUUACCACUAAUAUGACACUCUU
Molecule: messenger RNA, 1508 nt
Organism: Acaulospora morrowiae
Lineage: Eukaryota; Fungi; Glomeromycota; Glomeromycetes; Diversisporales; Acaulosporaceae
Source: the annotation of a GenBank genome assembly